Molecule: messenger RNA, 690 nt
Organism: Olea europaea var. sylvestris
Lineage: Eukaryota; Viridiplantae; Streptophyta; Magnoliopsida; Lamiales; Oleaceae
Exons: 2
Coding region: 1-690 (229 amino acids)
Source: RefSeq, a predicted model, not a curated record
AUGGCUGACUAUUCAUUGUUUACCAAAGGGCAAGGAGAUCAGUUUAUAGCCUUAUUGGUGUAUGUGGAUGACAUAGUCAUCACUGCCCGAUCAAAUUCUGGUAUUGUGAUAUCACAGAGACAUUACACAUUACAACUGCUUGAAGAUACAGGUUACUUAAACUGCAAACCAGCAAAUGCUCCUAUGGAUCCAAAAACACAUCUUAGUUUACAUGAAGGUGAUCUUUUGACAGAUGCCUCUCAAUACAGACAAUUAAUUGGAAGGCUACUUUACUUGACAAUAUCAAGACCAGACAUUACAUAUGCUGUUCACAAACUCAGCCAGUUUCUAUCUCAGCCCAGGUUGCCACAUCUUAAAGCAGCACAUCAUUUGCUUCGAUAUUUGAAGAACAGUCCAGGUCAAGGCAUUUUUUUCUCAGCUAAAAAUGAUGGUUCUGAUCUAAAAUUACAAGCUUUCUCAGAUGCUGAUUGGGGUUCUUGUGUUGACACAAGAAAAUCAACAACAGGAUUUUGUAUCUUCAUUGGGAAUUCUAUGAUAUCUUGGAAAUCAAAAAGGCAAGCCACUGUGUCCAGAUCAUCAGCCGAAGCUGAAUAUCGAGCUGUAGCUGCUACCAUCAGUGAUUGUCUGGCUCAAACAAUUACUGAAGGACUUCCAGAUAAAUGUAGCUUCUCCAGCCAUCCUUUUUUGUGA